AUGGCGUUGACUCAUGCCCACGACAGCCCGACAGCAGACCUUCUAGCCCCGCCGUCGACGAACGUCUACUUUGCGAAUCUCGGAGGGUCCACAGGCAGUUUUCAGCAGCCUGCUCCCUCUGCUCCGCCCUGGCCAAACUAUUCUCCCUCUUUGGAUCCUCCGUCCGUACCUUAUCCCCCCGUGACCCCUCAGCAAUUCUCAGCUAUACCACCCUCUCGACGCGAUGUUUGGGACCCCGUUGGUGUCACAGGCCUUCCUGCUGGCAACAACAUGUCUUUGAGCCAGCAGCACCCCGCAAAACGUCAACGAACUGUAAGAGACGGCGAGACUUUGUCAGACAUUGGAGCUCACAUGCACCAUUAUCUGUUUUCAGACUCGGGUUAUGCCACGAGAAGUGUUGGCACAAGAUCCGUUGCAGGCCCGUACCUCAUGGAAAACAAAUUCCAGACAACGCAGCCACUGGACGAUGUCGCCUCUCCUUCCUCUUAUUCUCAGCCUGACACUUACCUCCCAAUCGUUCGUCCUUUUCCUCCCUCCCCUUACCCUCCCACCAUCCCAACCGUUGCCCCAUCACCUGCCCCUCCGGUUGCUCAAGGACUACCGGGCGACAGGAAGCCGCCUCGACCAAAACGACGGCCGCCAAAGUCUGUGCACUGUGACCUCCCUGACUGUAAUUGGACUGGAAAAACACAAUGCGAUCUAAACCAAUUUCCUACACGCAGGAAACAUAUGGAUCGUCACGAGAAACGAUUCAAAUGUGACAUUGCCGACUGUAGACGAAGAGAAGGUUUUGCCACCCCGAACGAUCUGGAUAGGCACAGGAAAUCUGUUCACGGGAUCCUACCAAAGCACGGGAGCGUCAAGGUGUUCAAGUGUUUUGUACGGGGUUGCUCAAAGCGCGAUAAGAUCUGGCCUCGCCCAGAUAAUUUCCGACAGCAUCUGACUCGCGUGCACAAAGGGUGUAAUGUUAAGGAAAUGGUUCGCUUGUCUGACGAGUGGUUUGAAUCUGGGAAGGAUUUGAUACUCGCCGAGUACCUCAAAAACCCCGAUGAGGGCUCGACCUUGACUAGCCAAGGCGAUAUUGACUCUCAGUCACACAUUAACGGCGCGGACCUAGCCCGAGAUGGCAAUCUUUCUUCGGCUGGCUACCAGUUUACUCAGACUGCUUCGAUACAUUCGGGCUCGCUGCUGCAUCAGUCUUUUCGACAUACUGCGCCAACGUCGGGCCCCCAUUCCAUUCAUGCACCUGAGUUAUCAGAGGGUCCACAACCGGAUGACCGUCAGGCUCAUGGAUUCCUGGAGCAAAGUGCUGCGUCGAAAGAUGGCCAAAUCUCAUUGGAAUACUCUGUUGCGCAUGACAACUCAGGUACCGGUGCUCAGUUUCAUUCCCAUAGUGACCAGCCAGGCUCGCCAUCCACAGAGGUGCUCGCUGAAUCAGCAGCUGGCAUUUUCAAAGCGCUGGACAAUGAAAUGAAGAAAGCGCAAUUGCGAACCCGACAGACCAUGCAAAACAGCAAUGGGAAUCAGAAUAAGGAUACCUCUCAAACACCAUCAUUCCUUGAUGUGCUUGCGGCUUCUGGAGAGAAAGAAAGGGAGUUUUUCUAUAUGCAGUUAGCAUCAAAGAAUAUGUCUUUCGAGGCCACUGUGCCAGAGCCUCCCAGCUUGACUCAAACGAGUGAAUCUCGAAGUACUGACAACAGAACAAUAAAGUGUCCUGACUGCCCAACUAUUGUGCGACGUUUAUGCGAUCUGAGGAAGCGUCAUACUCGACCAUAUGGUUGUACUUUCACAGAUUGCGAUAAAAGGUUUGGAAGUAAGAGCGAUUGGAAAAGGCACGAAAAUUCAAAACAUUUCCAGCUUGAAAGCUGGCGCUGCCAUGAACCAGAGAUCGAACAGGCAUUCAAGAACACUGGAUCUUUGGAUACCCGUGAAUGCGCUCGUCAAUUUUUCCGUUCAGAACAGUUUGCCAACCACCUACGCAAAGACCAUGAACUCGGUGAGAGCAGGAUAAGAACCUGCUUGCGUAUAAACAAAAUAGGCAGAAAUGGCCAAGGCCAGUUCUGGUGUGGGUUCUGUCGUAAACUGGUACAAUUGAAAAGCGAGGGCCUGGAUGCUUUUCAGGAUAGGUUUAACCACAUUGACGCCGAGCACUUUAAGAAAGGCCAAAAUAUUGAAGAUUGGCUUCCCCCGUCUGGCCACUUGACAAAGGGAGAGCAGAAACUCAAGGAUUCCUCGUCAAUUAUGGAUAGAACCUCAGAAUCGAGUAGCGAUAUCUCCCUGGCUAUUGACGAAGCCAAUACAAAUGUUGAUGAGAGGACCGUUGCUAUACCAGAAAAUGAAUCUCGGGCCCCUGCUCCACCCGCUCCUCGGCCAAGAUUGCAGAAUGCCGCCCAGGUUUCUGCAUCAACCGUGCGUCCAUCUCGUGUGUCGUCUCAGGCUUCCGGGUUCGCACCUCACCAGGGGUUUGGCGUUCGUGUACCUGGAGCCGGUGGUUUCCACGGCCAAAUGUAUCCAACGGCUUCCUUCCAACCCAUUUCCUCCCAAGCACGUUCAUCCACGCAAAGCUCCCGUUCAGCCCAACGGCAGAUCAUCGCAGAUUCGCUGAUGUCGUUUGCGCCUCCUGUUCAACAAUUUGACCCCCGUGAAGAUCACGAGCAGUGCGUUACUUGCGUAAGCUUCUCCUUCCACACUGAUGAUCGUUGCACUCUUCUCUUUUCGAGGGCUGACAUGUUAUUCGCCCGCGAAUCUAGUGCCACUGCAGGCUCCCGAGUACAUAUACAUUGGCGCUUGAAAGCUAUUGUACCGUGUGCAUGCAUCCUCCUUGUCCACAGUGCCUCUUCGGCAAACUGA
Molecule: messenger RNA, 2850 nt
Organism: Uncinocarpus reesii 1704
Lineage: Eukaryota; Fungi; Ascomycota; Eurotiomycetes; Onygenales; Onygenaceae
Exons: 4
Coding region: 1-2850 (949 amino acids)
Biological process (GO): regulation of transcription by RNA polymerase II
Cellular component (GO): nucleus
Source: RefSeq, a predicted model, not a curated record